Drepanopeziza brunnea f. sp. 'multigermtubi' MB_m1 is the source of this 1014-nucleotide messenger RNA. RefSeq lists its product as uncharacterized. Gene Ontology annotation, molecular function: hydrolase activity, acting on ester bonds. NCBI's taxonomy places the organism in Eukaryota, Fungi, Ascomycota, Leotiomycetes, Helotiales, Drepanopezizaceae. The record is from RefSeq and is a predicted model, not a curated record.
AUGAGGGUGGUCACAUUAGGGACAAGUUUAUGUUGGCUCGGUCUUAGCCAGGCUUUGACGACGUCUAAACCUUCGACCAGCUUCAGAUGGGAUGAUAUGAAGUACAUACUUGCCUUUGGCGACUCGUACACAUACGUCCAAGGAACGGCAGGGCGUUCAAAUUACUCAUUCGUUGGAGACUAUCUGAACUAUGCAUACACUCCCAAAACUUUGCUGACGAGCGAGAUCGUCAAGAACCGAACAUCAGCGGGUGGACCAGACUACGUCGAAUACCUGACGGGAUGCUUCUCCGGCCUGCCUUCCGAGUGCCCGAGACAGCUUUGGGACUUUGCCUUUGCGGGAGCGGAUGUCUCUGCCAGAUUCCUUCCACGCCAUCACAACUUCUCGGUCCAGCUUGAUGAACAAAUCAUACAAUGGUCUCUCUACGCUAAGCCUGUCCUCCCAAUCGAUGUCUCUCGAGCACUGGUCGUCAUCUUCAUCGGCAUCAACGAUAUCAACGACUCAGCCAUGUUCACCUUCCCUCGCAAGAACGCCACAGACUUUCCGUCUUUCUACGCCCAGAUCAUCCACGCGGAGAUGGAUUCCGUCGCGAAGAUAUACGACGCCGGCUACCGGAACUUCCUAUUCAUGAACCUCCCCCCACUGGACAGAAAACCGGGUAAUCAGCUGAGCGCAACCUCACUCCCGAACAGCACCAUGGUACACCAAUACAACCUAGCCAUCUCCUCCGCCGCCGCCCAGUUCACCGCCGCGCACCCAGGAGCCCACGCCAUGGUCUUCGACAGCUACGCCUUUCUCGCGGGAGUAAUGGACCACCCCUCCCGGUACGGCAUCACGAACACGACGGGCUUCUGCCCCAGGUUCAACGCCCCGGACAUAGCCACCAACUACGCGGCCUACGGCUGCCAGCCCAUCGGCGACUACUUCUGGUACGAUUCUGGACACAUCACUUGGACCGUCCACCGGCACCUCGCGCGCGCGGUGGAGAGGUUUCUGGUGGGCCAGAGUCGCUAA